UGCCACGAAAAUACAAAGACAAACUCGAAAAAACAAAGAAAAAUUUAUACCGAAAAUCAAACCACAACACGCAUAUCGUGUUUCAAGAUUUUCUAAGAUUGUUUGGUAUCAAAAAUCGCAGUGAUCACCAUUUUCAUGAAAUGACAAUGAAUGAGUCUCCUCCACCACCUCCACCUCCAACUGCGUUGCCCAUGAAGCGCUUCAAGUUCGUAUGGCGCUUUCUCUUGCUCUCCAAUCUUGGACUUGGAGCUUUUCUGUUUGCAAGGGCAAAACGGAGAGAUUCAAUGGAGAUUCAUAGAAAAAAAACAGCACAUAGAUUGCCCAAGGCCAAAGUUGAAGUUCCUCCUGAACUCCCCACAAGUUCAGCGGACCUAACCUAUGAUGAUUUCUUGUUCCCAGUCCCAAUGCCUGUCGAAGCGCGGGCUCCAAUUCCUGAAGAACAACAGCGUGAAGUUUUCGAGUGGAUGCUGGAAGAGAAAAGAAAAGUGAAACCAAAGGAUGCUAUGGAGAAAAAACAAAUUGACGAAGAAAAGUACAUUCUUAAGCAGUUCCUGCGUGCAAAGUCCAUACCCAAGUUUUAAUUUCCUCUUAACUCUUUCAUUAUUAAUAACUGGUAGAUUAAAGUUCUGACUUUGACGCGCUGGUCUCUUCAGAAGUUCAUUAUUUGCUGAAUAGAACAGCAACAGUUUAAUGGCAUUGCAUUUCCAUGAAUUUUAAGGAAGCAAGCAUCAACUUAACCUAACUUCAUUCUUGUAAGUUGUAACGUGUUGUGCAUUGAGAGAUAACUGUAGCCUUCGUCUUAUUCAUUGGAACAUGGAUAUUAUGCGAGUAUAUUAGUGUUAUAUCAACAAUUUCGUUUCUUUUUUGCUCCA
Messenger RNA from Vicia villosa (hairy vetch), 872 nucleotides. RefSeq lists its product as uncharacterized. Lineage: Eukaryota; Viridiplantae; Streptophyta; Magnoliopsida; Fabales; Fabaceae. The coding region runs from base 141 to 581 and encodes 146 amino acids. The record is from RefSeq and is a predicted model, not a curated record. The transcript has 2 exons.